Messenger RNA from Fusarium mangiferae, 843 nucleotides. RefSeq lists its product as uncharacterized. Bases 1 to 843 code for a protein of 280 amino acids. The transcript has a single exon. The record is from RefSeq and is a predicted model, not a curated record. Gene Ontology annotation, molecular function: protein binding. NCBI's taxonomy places the organism in Eukaryota, Fungi, Ascomycota, Sordariomycetes, Hypocreales, Nectriaceae.
AUGUUCUUCGAUUUCUCUUCCACCAUGCUUGAUGACGAAUACGAACAAUCUGAUGAUCGCCACAGCCCCUUGCUCUGUUGCAGCAGCGCAUCUACUCUGUGCGAUCUUGAUGUCCCCUCUGUGACCCCUGCGUAUGCGGUCGUCUCCGGCAAUUUGACUCAAGUACGGGAGUUGGCAGCUACUGGCGCAUAUACUCGUCCGUCUGAUGCAUGGACAAUUUAUGAGGCGUGUACCCAAGGAAGUCUCAUGAUUCGGGCACUCUCUGCGAAUAUUGCGAUAGAUUUGAAUCCAGUUGUACUGGGCCAAAUGGGCGAUCGAGUGUUUCACUUCCUCCUUCGCACCUCACCUACCCGUUUUUUUGGUGGAAAGCUAGAGAUCAUCAAGCAGCUUCUGAAGAAUGGCGUAGAUCCCUUGGAGCCCGAUCGGUUCGGGAACACGGCCCUCCAUAUCAUAGCUGAAAUGCCAGCAUACCAAGAGAGUUUCCAACUCAUGGAGCUCCUGCUCGGGGACGAGGCACCCAUAGUGACCCGCACUUCGUGCCUAUCUAAUAUCGACCGCCGGAACGGUCUUUACGAAGUGGCAGAGUACGGUGAUACCGCUCUGCAUGUGGCCGUCCUUCACAACAACGAGGCCUGUACAAAAUUACUCUUGGAAAGUGGAGCUAGCCCUCACAUCACUGGCUUAUCGAAUCAGACCCCUCUCUCCUUGGCGACAGCAGGAAACUGUUUUGGCAUUGUCCACCUUCUUCUGGAGCAUGGCGCAACUGUGGAGCCGGACGAGGUAGUGUCACCGGCGAUGAGGGCGGAAUUGUCUCUUCCUAAGCAUCAAGUGAUUGGUCGGUAG